Molecule: messenger RNA, 735 nt
Organism: Rotaria sp. Silwood2
Lineage: Eukaryota; Metazoa; Rotifera; Eurotatoria; Philodinida; Philodinidae
Source: the annotation of a GenBank genome assembly
AUGUUUUCAAGGUUAAUAUUUAAUAGAAAUUUUUGUAAACUUCAGCCAACAUCUUGUCGUCUGUUAUCAUGUUUAUCGAAGAAUUACAUAUGUGAUUCAUCUGUCAUCGAAGCUUAUCAUACAAAUCUCCAAUUAAAAUCAAUUAUUGAUCGACAAGAACAUCAAUUCUAUUAUCAUGUUGAUAGUAAAAUAAAACAGCAACCACCAUCUGUUUUCAAACAAAUUCGAAGUGAUUCUCAUUCUCCAACAAAUCCACAUUAUCUCACAAACUCGACAUCUGAAAAUACAAUUGAUGAUAAAACAACCAAGAAAAUAUCCAUUGAUGAAUUUAUUAAAUUAACACGGUGGAAUGAUCGUGGCAAAGGUACAUUUCCGGGUGUAAUUGGUCUGGAAAUUUUAUCUAUAUCUCAUGGUUAUGUUUCUUGUCAGCUUAAAAUUCGUGAAGAACUCUUAGCACCGAAUGGUUACCUUCAUGCAGGUGUUAUUGUUACAUUAGCUGAUACAGCUUGUGGUUAUGGUUGUUUGAAUUCCAAAUCAUCUGAAGCUAAAUCAUUUACAACAAUUGAAUUAAAAUCAAAUUUUAUGGGAACAGUAAAAGCCCAAGCCUUGGUGACAUGUGAAGCUCGUUUAAUUCAUGAAGGAAAAACAACACAAGUUUGGGAUGCUGAAGUAAAAGAUUCAGAAAAGAACAAGAUAAUUGCUAUUUUUCGAUGUACAGAAUUGAUUUUAUAUUAA